This is a messenger RNA of Bacidia gigantensis, 1584 nucleotides long. RefSeq lists its product as uncharacterized. Gene Ontology annotation, cellular component: Golgi membrane; endoplasmic reticulum. The coding region runs from base 1 to 1584 and encodes 527 amino acids. The transcript is spliced from 2 exons. The record is from RefSeq and is a predicted model, not a curated record. Gene Ontology annotation, molecular function: mannosyl-oligosaccharide 1,2-alpha-mannosidase activity; calcium ion binding. Lineage: Eukaryota; Fungi; Ascomycota; Lecanoromycetes; Lecanorales; Ramalinaceae. Gene Ontology annotation, biological process: N-glycan processing; carbohydrate metabolic process.
AUGGGGCUCUCUUGUUUGGGACUUGCGAUAGUCUACUUACUACUCACACCCCAUCUUGCUCUAGCUAUUCCAAAAUUUGGACUCGGCAGCUUUAGAUCUACUCCAAACCAAGCGCCAAUCGGUGACUUGCAUAAUGAGCGAACGAGCGCUAUCAAAGAUGCCUUUUCCUAUGCCUUUUCCGGAUACUUCAGUACUUGCAAAGGACGGGACGAGUUGAAGCCCGUAUCUGGCGAAUGUGCUGAUCCAUUCUCAGGGUGGGGUGCUAGUGCGGUCGACGCUCUCUCUACUGCCGUGAUCAUGGAGCUUGAACCUAUCGUAGAGGAAGUCCUCGACUAUAUUCCUACAAUAGAUUUCACUUCCUCUGAAUCACAGAAGGACCGUCUUGUCAGUCUGUUCGAAACAACAAUACGAUAUCUUGCAGGUCUGCUUUCUGCCUACGACUUACUGAAAGGCCCGUUCCCCAUCUCACCAAAGCACUCCUACAAAGUCGAGGCUCUCCUCAGUCAGGCAAAAGUGCUAGCAGACCGUUUGAAAUUUGCCUUCGAUUCCCCUUCAGGAGUCCCGUGGAACGAUCUCAACUUCACGCACUCAGAUUCUCACAACAUAGAAACCAACGGCCUCGCUACCACGGGUACCCUCGUCCUCGAAUGGCAGCGCCUCUCUGAUCUCACCGGUGAUCCCGAAUAUGGCCAUCUCGCCCAGAAAGCUGAGUCCUACCUUCUCAAGCCGAAACCCACCUACAAUGUCCCAUUCCCUGGCCUCCUAGGAACCCGCAUCUUGACCACCGACGGCACCUUCGAAGACGCCAACGGCGGCUGGGGCGGGGGCGAUGACUCCUAUUACGAAUACCUGAUCAAAAUGUACGCUUACGACUCCUUUCGCUAUCCACAUUACAGAGACAGCUGGAUAGUCGCUGCCGACUCCACCAUGAAGUAUCUAGCCAGCCAUCCUUCAUCACGCCCCGACCUCACCUUCCUAGCCGGCUAUGAAAACCAGACGCUAGUGAACUCCAGCUCGCACCUCACCUGCUUCGACGGUGGAAACUUCCUCCUCGGUGGUCAAGUCCUAUCUCGAGCUGAUUAUAUCUCCUUCGGCCUCCAGCUCGUCGACGGCUGUCACGAAACUUACGCGGCCACUGCAACGCACAUUGGUCCUGAGACCUUCUCCUGGGACGAUGCCGACCUUCACGCCAAUCGAGCUAAUCAAACUGCUUUUUACGAGAAGCAUGGCUUUUAUAUUACUAAUGCCGCAUAUGUGCUCAGGCCUGAGGUGAUUGAGAGUUACUACUACGCUUACCGCGUCACGGGGAAUAAGAAAUACCAGGAUUGGGCGUGGGAUGCGUUUGUGGCGAUCAAUGAGACCUGUAGGGUUGGGAAGGGAUUUAGUAGUAUCAAUGAUGUUGAUGCUGAAGGGGGUGGAGGGUUCAUGGAUAGUCAGGAGAGUUUUGUUUUUGCUGAGGUGCUGAAGUAUACGUAUUUGAUACAUUCGGAUGAUGGACCGUGGCAGGUUGGGUAUAAGGGCAAGCAGGAAUUUGUGUUUAACACUGAAGCUCAUCCGUUCAAAGUGGCUGGACCGCUUGUUUAG